ACAUUUUUGGAGACAAAUGGGAUUCAUGUGGAAGGAGAGGAGGAACAUAGUGGAGCAAAUGCUAAUGAAGUUGGAGAUGAUGAUGAUGAUGAUUUCUCGGAUGAUGAGGACUAUGUUGGUGAAUAUGAAGAUGAAGUUCUUCAUGGUGAUGACAAUCACCUUAUGGAAACUAACAAUGUUAAAGAUACUCCAAAGACUAGAAGGACACGAGGAAAAACAAGGUGUGCUAAAAUCCAUGCAAGAAGUUGGGAAGAAAGAGAAGAGGUGACUUUUUAUGAAGGACAAGCAGUGGGACCAACUCCAAGAAGAGUGAAGGAUUUAACUUACUUUAUUGGAACAAUGGGAAGGAAUAGCGAUUUCAUAACAUUGAUGUACACUAGUUGGAAAGCUGUGCCCCUCAAAGUCAAAAAGCGCAUAUGGAAAUAUAUUAAUUCAAAGUUCAUUCUUCCAAAAGAGGGGAAAGGGUGGGUGAUGACUGGUGUUCGAGAAGCUUGGAAAGGUUACAAAACAAGAAUCAAGGGAAAGCAUUUUGAGAGAUAUAACAACAUUGAAGAUAUGCUGAAAAAUCGCCCUUUAGAUAUUCCAGAAGUUCAAUUUCAAAAGUUAAUUGCAUAUUGGAGUAUUCCUUCUGUUAAGGCUCUAUCUCGUUUAAAUUCUGAAAAUCGUAAAAAGCAACAACAUCAACAUCGAAUGGGACCUAUAAGUUUUGCAAGAGUGCGUAAUGAAAUGGAUAAACUUAAGAGCCACCAAGAAGCUGGAGACACUUCCGAGAAAGCAUUUACGCAGUAUUUGGCAAAGAACAACCAGGAAGAGUUCGAUGUUAUGGGAGGACAAUCACAAAAACAUCUCUGCAGAAAGAACGGGAGAUUGCUAAAAUUAAGCAACAACAUGCAGAGACUAUAA
This is a messenger RNA of Arachis duranensis, 903 nucleotides long. RefSeq lists its product as uncharacterized. The record is from RefSeq and is a predicted model, not a curated record. The coding region runs from base 163 to 903 and encodes 246 amino acids. The transcript is spliced from 5 exons. NCBI's taxonomy places the organism in Eukaryota, Viridiplantae, Streptophyta, Magnoliopsida, Fabales, Fabaceae.